Messenger RNA from Osmerus eperlanus (European smelt), 881 nucleotides. RefSeq lists its product as uncharacterized. NCBI's taxonomy places the organism in Eukaryota, Metazoa, Chordata, Actinopteri, Osmeriformes, Osmeridae. The coding region runs from base 186 to 881 and encodes 231 amino acids. The transcript is spliced from 5 exons. The record is from RefSeq and is a predicted model, not a curated record.
AUUAAGCACUAUGACAACAAGAGUAAACAAAUCCAAGUUUAGAAGCUUUGUGUACAACACCCGGGUCUUCACACAGAAAAAUGUGGAUCCUUGUGCAUGCGAAGUACAGGGCAUAGUAUCUUUUUCAAAUGAUUCAAUUACCUUGAAAUUCUACUACUCUUAGAUAUCCUCACCAAGUCCAGACGAUGUCCAAAGAUCGUCAGGUGAAACCAGACACAUCCCGCACCCCGACCCGCCCAAACACCAUCCCCCCUUCACAUGCUCGUCUACGCCCCAAACCCCUCCAGCUCUUACACCCUCUCCCUUGCAGAGGGGAGUUGCCUGCUCUCGCAGGUCUCCUCCUCUACCCCGACACGCCAGACAAGAUGGAGUCGAUGACACAACAGGCUUUCCGCCCCCGACCAGGGCCACGGCCAGACAAAGGCCGGGCUCUCCAGAGUAACCUAACCUUGGAAGGCGACCGGUGUUUCCUGACCACCCAGAGAGAGGCCUUCCACCCCCAUCCUCUAGAGGGAGCCCCGCGCGCCGUGAGACGCAGGCCGAGAGGAAGGGCGGAGACGAAGGGGAAAAGGCCAGGGGAGGACGAGGGGAAGGGAAGCGAGGAGGAGGGAGACGAGAGAGGGGUGGAGCGGGGCGGGGUCGGAGGAGAGAGGGAGGAGAUGCUGUCUCUGUACCAGCAGGAUUUCCCUCCUCCCUCCAUCCCUCUAAGGAGGAGGAGUCUUUCCAUGCCUCCCCUGGACAACAUCGCGAUCAACCCCAUCCUCAGAGCCGAGUUCAGGACAGUCCAGAGGGACGCCUAUCCGAUGUGGUCUUUAACAGGAUACUUCAAACCCAUUGCGAGGCUGAGAGCUACUAAACAACACAGCACUUACCCUGGGUGA